UCUACCGCUAAGUCACUCCGAUUGGCAGAAAAGCCCUUUUGCCAUGAAAGCCCAUUAAGUAUGGUCACAAUUGGGCCACGCCCAUGUGUUUAGACCCACAUAUCCAGCAGCAGUACGUAAGCCCGUUUCCCUUCUUCUGUACGAAAGGAAGAUGAAAACAGAGCAUCCUCCGCCGCCGUCCACUUCUUCCGUUUGCGCGGGUUGAUUUAGAAAUCCCCGCCGCCGCCUCGUCCACCGUGGCUCCGGCCUCACGAGCUUUUCUGACAAGGGAGAUGAGGGGCAAGCUGCCGCUUCGACACUUGCACUUCCCGAUCUGUUUCAGGCUCUAACCGUCGCCUUGGUAUUGAUGGGAAUAAACCGAUGCUGCUUAUGGUCAGGCGCCUGCUCGACCCCGUCGUCAAAUCCUCUCCAAGCCACCACCGCUGCCUCGUCACCGGGAAACCCUUCUUCAAAUCGAGAAGAUCUUCAGCUGAAGCCAUCAAGCAGGCUUCUUCCUCCUCCCCGCGCGAUGGCUUGGGGAUCUACUGCAGAAUGCACCGCCAGUUUUCAGUCAAAAAGCUCGACAGCUACGCCUUACUGUUCGUACUGAAAUCAGCGGCCACUAUGAAAGACCCACGCAUCGUUCGCCACUUCCACGCCCAUGUCGUCAGGGUAGGCUUCGGUGGCAACGUUUACAUCGCCACUUGCCUUCUCUCUGCGUAUGUAGCUGCAUCGUUUCGUGAUGCUCGCUUACUGUUCGAUGAAAUGCCUGACAGAACCGCUGUCACCUGGAACGUGAUGAUUACAGGGUAUGCGAGGUUCGGGGACGUCGAUAAGGCGCUGGACAUGUUUGAAGAGAUGCCGGAGAGGAAUGUUGAGUCUUGGUCUGCUAUGAUAACUGCUUUUGUUCAUAGUGGGCGCUGGGCAGAAGGUUUGUUUCUGUUUCGUGAGAUGAUGAUGGCGGGGAAUGAUGGACCGAUGAUUAUGCCGGAUAAGAUAACUUUGUCGACUGUUUUAUCUUGUUGCGCCCAAAUGGGUUGUCCUGGAUCAUUACUUGGGAGAUCGGUUCAUGGUUAUUUGUUGAAGAUGAAUGGGGAAAUUGACAACGUUCUUGUGGACAUGUAUGCCAAGUGUGGAGUUUUCAAGUAUGCUUGCCUUGUUUUUUCUGCAAUGAAGGAAAAGAACGUCAUAGCAUGGACUGCAUUGAUAAGUGGAGCAGCUAGGCAUGGAUGUAGUGAAGAAGCAUUAUCAUUGUUCGAGAUGAUGAAAGAAGAAGGCGUCCGACCAAAUGAGAUGACUUUCACAGGUGUUCUUCAUGCUUGUGCUCACACGGGAAUGGUGGGAGCCGGGCAAAGGUACUUCAACAUGAUUGAAGAGUAUGGUUUGGAGUAUAAGAUACAGCACUAUGGGUGCAUGGUCGACAUUUAUGGCAGGGCAGGACUAGUGGAAGAAGCUCGUGGUGUCAUCGAGAGGAUGAAACUCGAACCGAAUGCUGCUGUUUGGGGCUCGUUUCUGUCAGCUUGUAAGGAGCACAACCGGUUCGACAUGGCCGAGAAAGUGAUUGAGCAGGUGUUGGCGGUCAUAAAGCCGGAGACCGAUGGAGGGGUCUACACUCAGAUUUGUGAUUUAUUUGUUCUGGAUGAGAAAUGGGAGGAUGCUGAAAGAGUGAGGAAGCUCAUGCUUAACCAAAAUGUUAGGAAGGUCAGGGGAAGUAGCUUUGUCAGGAGUAGAGUGGACAGAGGUUAUUCCUGAAGAAAUUACAAGGAAGGAAGAACAAGUGUAGAAAGUUAGAUGGAUGAGUUGGAGCUCUUUCUGGAAGCACGAUUGACUUCCCCCCAGCUAUGUCUUUUCAGUGGUUAACUUAACUGAUGAAUACAUUUAGGCGCUGACGAAAAGUUGCAGAUCUUUCUACUGCAAAUUCUCCUGCAGACCUGUGGGCUGUAAGUGAGCACUCUGUAGCUUACUAUGUUAUCAUCUUUGCUUAUUCUCCUCCUGUAUUGGACAUUGAUACAGCCUUAGUAUUUUUGCAGCAUAAAUUUUUGUCGAUGGACACCCAAUAAUCAAUAUGGACUGGCCGGACGUGCGCCUGGCUCCCUCCCAAUGCUUGCAAGAUGUACAUAAUACUCAAGCCCGCCAAGAUGAAGGCAAGUGAUAGACUCCUAGCAUUUUGAGUAGAAAGUUCUGCUCUUAAUUCUUUGCCAUGUUUGAAUGUUGUAGGGGAGAUACUUCCCAUUUUAGAAAACGCAGAACAUUGAGCACGAACCCGAUGUAGGAAAAUAUUUGCAUGCCUGUACCCAGUUACUAGGAUUUAUUCAUUUGUUGGGAUCUCAUAUGACUUGCUUAGCUAGCUCGCUCGAGUUGUUAAGGGAUAUUCAUAUUGUAUUAUUUUCUGAUAAUGUCACAUCAAACGAAAUUCUGUACACUGAGUUUGAAGUUCACUUAGGAUCCUCUAUUCUGUCCUUAGAGCAAAAUAAUAUUAUGAGUUUGGAGGAUUUUGCUCGCACAUGCUUUUUAGUUCGUUGUAAGCUCUAAUAGCGUGUCGUUGUAUAUGUAUAGUUUGUCUUACUAAGAUUUGAGCUCAUCCCAACUGUUGAGAAUAACAGUUUGCACAAGGUUUGAAGAUUGUGCAAGUCUAUCUUACAUUAUGUGUAAGUUAACCGUUAUUAUCGAAAGCUAAGGGCAUUGAAACACAAUAACCUUUUCGUAAAAAAAUGAAUCGAGAAGCGAUAAUCAAAGAUACAAAAUCAAUCAAUAACCACUAUUAUUAUUCUGAACCACUUAAGACUCGAUUACAGGUGUGUUUUUCUAGUACAGAAGCAAAUGUGUUGUCUGUCCCAGUCGAUUUCAAAUGAUACAGAAGGAAUGAAUGAUGCUUCUUUUAUGCAUCAACUGAAAACACAGCAUGUAAUGUUCCUUAACCAAACCAACAACUGAGUUGGCUCUGUUUGCUGAAAGGGGUAGGGCCUUAUUUUUCUCGAAAAAGAUUGAAAGUUGAGGAUAUGAGACUUACGAAAACUUAUCUGAAAACACUUUCGCGUUGGUUUCAAUGACGGGAAAUCAUAAACUCGAAUUUGAAAGAAAAUCUUUCUGGAACUCUUUCAGAAGAUACAGUAGAGGAAGCUAAAAAAAAUGAAAAAUCGAACGACUAGAAUUCUACAAGCUCGCCCAAAGUUUGCUCAAAUGUUACCGAACUAAGUUUUAAAUGUGAAAAUGGAAAUCCAUGACUCCAUUAGGAUGGAUAACUAUGUGCAAAGUGGGAGCAUUGCAUUGGGGUCAAAGUCUGCUUGAUGGCCUAAGAGAACCAACAUUAAAGGCAAUUCUGCAAUCAUUAUCAUAAUACAAACUACUAACUAAUCAGUAGUUCCUCUCUUUGCUUUUUCUGCUCCAUCUGGGAUAAAAUUAACAAAUUAAUUUAAGUAUAGUGUAUGAUAAUAUACAAAUCUUAUUAUC
Messenger RNA from Linum trigynum, 3429 nucleotides. The record is from the annotation of a GenBank genome assembly. Lineage: Eukaryota; Viridiplantae; Streptophyta; Magnoliopsida; Malpighiales; Linaceae.